UGAACUCGGGUUGCGUGCGAUCCCUCACCAUUCUUUGAACACUGUGUGAGUGUUCGUUCAGUGGCCAAAGAAAAAAAGAAGAAAAAAAAAUAUAUAAAUCUAAAUACUUUCUCCAUUAAAGCUAAGCUAAAGCAAAAUUCCUUCUCAUACUUUCUCUUCAUCUCCAAAAAGCUUCUUCUUCUUCUUCAUCCAACAUUUUCCAUUUCCCUUUGCAUUCACUCUUCUUCUCCAUUUUUUUCUUCCAAUCACCACAAUGCCCAUCAAUAGUGAAUCUACGCCGCCUCCUUUGAUCGGGAAAAUUGGCCCCUAUACCGUCUUCAUGACCCCACCACCCACUCCUUCACCGACCUCUCAGCCUCAGCCGGUGUUUGAGUCUCCUAAGAAGGUCAUUCAGCCACCUCCGGUUCAGCCUCCCCCUCACCAGUUCGAUAAGUCUGUUUCUCUUGCUGCUGUGCCUAAUGGGAAUGCCUCCGUUUCUGGGUUCUUCAGAAAUGCUGUCUCUAAAGUGCAGAAUGCACAUUCAAGGUUGGAUGACCAUUUGGCACGCUGGUUCGGGUUAAAUCAAUCUAAGUACCAGUGGGCACUAGAUGAUUAUUACGAGAGCAAGGGAAUGGAAACUGGGGACAUGAAAGCAAAGGAACCGUCGAGCAAAGCUCAGAGCGUGUAACAGGUGCUAAAAUUUGCGACAUUGUGUGCAUAACCCAGCCCUUUACUAACUUCUACAUGCCAACAUGUUUGGUUUUAUUUUGAUAUCAACUUUUGCAUGCUUCAAGAAUCAAACUUCUUGCUAUGUGUUUGUAGGAUCUCUCAAUCUUUGGACUAUAGAGAAACUAUUUAUACCUAUCUAUGCAAUGGCUGAAGUGGAUCUGAUUGUUUAUACAAUGCCUGAUGAAGUGGCCAGCCAUCUUGGAAUGUGAUUCCAUUUCCGUCUACCAUAUACGAAAAUCGACAGAAUUUGGUCGUGUUGUAGUUGUAAGCCGUGUAAUGUUGUGUACCGUCGUCGUCUUCUUUUCCCCCCUCAUUGAUAUCUUUUUUGUUCUUUUGGAGCUGAACCUUUAGCUUAUGUAUUUUGAGCUACCCUUUCGGGUUAUUUGUGCCAUUAUAAUGAAGGUAAUGUUUGCUUCCA
Cucumis melo (muskmelon) is the source of this 1126-nucleotide messenger RNA. RefSeq lists its product as uncharacterized. The record is from RefSeq and is a predicted model, not a curated record. The transcript is spliced from 3 exons. Bases 254 to 667 code for a protein of 137 amino acids. Lineage: Eukaryota; Viridiplantae; Streptophyta; Magnoliopsida; Cucurbitales; Cucurbitaceae.